This is a messenger RNA of Daphnia carinata, 851 nucleotides long. RefSeq names its product adenosine 5'-monophosphoramidase HINT3-like. The transcript is spliced from 5 exons. NCBI's taxonomy places the organism in Eukaryota, Metazoa, Arthropoda, Branchiopoda, Diplostraca, Daphniidae. The record is from RefSeq and is a predicted model, not a curated record. The coding region runs from base 113 to 556 and encodes 147 amino acids. Gene Ontology annotation, molecular function: catalytic activity.
ACUAGCAGACUACUCGAAUUGUCAAAUGUCAAACAACCAAAGAUAAAAAGUUAAAAACACGGAAAUAAUUUUACCGGGUUACCGCCCCUCUUUACUGCCUUUUCUUAAAAAUAUGGCUGUGGUGCAACAGGCGUUAAAAUGUGUUUUUUGUCAGAUUUGCCAAGGUCUAGCCCCAGCAAAUAUUGUCCAUCAGGAUCUUAAAUAUUUGGCAUUCCGUGACAUCAAACCAGCUUCAGAGAACCAUCUUCUAAUCAUACCUAGAGAACAUAUCACAGAUGUAAAAAGCCUUACUGUAGAAACUGUCAAUAUUGUCGAGGAGAUGGUUGAAAUAGGACAACUGCUUGUGAAAGAACAGUUAGGAACCUUGGUUGAUUGCAGAAUGGGAUUUCAUUGGCCACCUUUCAACUCUGUCAAACAUCUACAUCUCCAUGUGAUAUUUCCGGAGCAGGGUAUGGGUUUUAUAGGCCGUCAAGUAUUUCGUCCUGGAACUUUUUAUUUCGCAACGCCGGAAACGACAAUCGAUUGGAUCAAAAAGUAUCGCUCUUCUUCUCUGUAGCUUCCUUGUCUUCCAAAUUUACCUUCAGUCGAAAAUGUAAAAAUUCUGAUAACUGAACAGUGCUUAAUGCAUUUAAGUUGCAUAGGGGAUAUAAACACAUGCAUUGAUGAAACAUGGAUUGUUUGCGUGACACUCAUCAAUAACAUGUCAUAGCUGCGAGAAAAGGAACGACCAUAAAUAAAGAUAAUAAAUAUUCAUAUAUUCGAAUUAAUUCAAAAUCAUCUGUAUUUCCAAAAAAUGAAGACUAAUAGCGGAUGUACGAUAAAUGAGAGAAAUACAUAAUGAGCGCGACCGA